AUGAGUAAACUUAUGCAAAUGACAGUAUGUAAAACAACGAAUCUAUUUAUUAAACCAAGAUGCAUAGAAAGAGCAGUAUUUGCCUUUACAUUAUCAAGUCAGAAAGUAUCUGAAAGAAUCAAAAAGUUAUACAAUUCAAUAUUACAUUCAAAUUGGGCAGAUCCACACACAAUGAUGCAAAAUUAUUGCUUUUGGGAAAAUGAAUACCAGAAAAUUCUCAAACUUGUGCAAAGUUUGAAAGAAAAGAGUGGGAAAUUGAAUGAAGUUGAAAAUACUAAUAUUUCAUGUGACGUAGAAGCACUUAAAAAGCUUAUAGAUCUGAUGUAUCGUUGUGAGGAUGUAAGGGACCAUAUUGCAGAAAUUUCAGAACAAUAUUCAAGAUCUCAUGGUAUAGCUGGUAUAAAUAUCUCUAAGAAGUCUGAUAUAGAAAAUAUGAAUGAGCAUAUUGAGGCAAUUGUAGAAGAAUAUAAUAAGAUAAAAGAAGAAUACCAACUUAAAGAAUCGUGGAAACAAAAGAUUGAAGAAACAUUAGGUAUUGGUAUAGCUAAACUUAGACAGACCCACAAAUUUAAUUGGUCCACUAGUCAUAAAUAUAAUUAUUAG
Molecule: messenger RNA, 603 nt
Organism: Cryptosporidium muris RN66
Lineage: Eukaryota; Apicomplexa; Conoidasida; Eucoccidiorida; Cryptosporidiidae
Exons: 1
Coding region: 1-603 (200 amino acids)
Source: RefSeq, a predicted model, not a curated record